This is a messenger RNA of Acanthamoeba castellanii str. Neff, 1506 nucleotides long. Its product is annotated as aconitate hydratase. Gene Ontology annotation, biological process: tricarboxylic acid cycle; citrate metabolic process. Lineage: Eukaryota; Discosea; Longamoebia; Acanthamoebidae. The transcript has 9 exons. Gene Ontology annotation, molecular function: aconitate hydratase activity; 4 iron, 4 sulfur cluster binding. The record is from RefSeq and is a predicted model, not a curated record. Gene Ontology annotation, cellular component: mitochondrion; cytosol. Bases 1 to 1506 code for a protein of 501 amino acids.
AUGCAGACCACCAACCCCUACGCCAACCUGAAGAAGGAUCUCCAGGUGGGCGGCAACACCUACCAGUACUUCUCCCUGCCCGACCUGAACGAUCAGCGUUUGGCCAAGCUGCCUUUCUCGGUGCGCGUUCUCCUCGAGUCCGCCAUCAGGAACUGUGGCAAGAACGGAGUGUCGCAGAAGGAUGUUGAGACCAUCCUCGACUGGGAGAACACCUACUCCAAGCAGUCCGAGGUGCUGUUCAAGCCCUCGCGCGUGAUCCUGCAGGAUUUCACCGGCGUGCCCGCUGUGGUCGAUCUGGCUGCCAUGAGGGACACCUGCAAGCGUCUCGGCGGCGACCCCGACAAGAUCAACCCUCUUGUGCCCGUCGAUCUCGUCAUUGAUCACUCCGUCCAGGUCGACGAGUAUGGCCGCAACGACGCACUCGACAAGAACUUGGAGCUCGAGAUGCAGCGUAACGCCGAGCGUUUCACCUUCCUCAAGUGGGGCGCCAACGCCUUCAAGGGUCUCACCAUCGUCCCUCCCGGCGCCGGUAUCGUCCACCAGGUCAACUUGGAGUACCUCGGUCGCUGUGUCUUCAAGGAUGAGGCUGGCGUCGUCUACCCCGACUCAGUCGUCGGUACCGAUUCGCACACUCCCAUGAUCAACGGUCUCGGCGUUGUCGGCUGGGGUGUUGGCGGUAUCGAGGCUGAGGGUGUGAUGCUCGAUCAGCCCAUCUCGAUGGUCCUCCCCGAGGUCAUCGGCUACAAGCUCGUCGGCCAGUUCCCCUCGCACGCCACUGCCACCGAUCUGGUGCUCGCCAUCACCAAGGCUCUGCGCGCCAAGGGCGUCGUGGAGAAGUUCGUCGAGUUCUUCGGUCCCGCUGUCGAGCAGCUUUCCAUCGCUGACAGGGCCACCAUCUCCAACAUGUCCCCGGAGAUGGGCGCCACGAUCUGCUACUUCCCCGUCGACAACAAGACCCUCGACUACCUGCGUCUCACCGGUCGUUCGGACGAGCAGAUCGCCUACAUCGAGGCGUACCUCAAGGCCCAGGGCCUCUUCCGCGAUUACACCAACGCCUCGCAGGACCCCGUCUUCACCGACGUGCUCGAGCUCGACCUGUCGACCAUCAUCCCGUGCCUGUCGGGUCCCAAGCGCCCGCACGACUACGUCGCCCUGUCCAACAUGAAGACCGACUUUGCCGCGUGCCUCACCAACCCCGUUGGCCACAAGGGCUUCGGUCUCACUGCCGAGCAGGUCAGCAAGAAGGUCUCCUUUGAGUAUGAGGAGAACGGCGAGAAGAAGCAGGGAACCCUGACCCACGGCAGCGUGGUGAUCGCCGCCAUCACGUCGUGCACCAACACCUCCAACCCGUCGGUCAUGAUCGCCGCCGGCCUCGUGGCGCGCAACGCCGUUAAGAAGGGCCUGAAGGUGCCGUCGUACAUCAAGACCUCGCUCGCCCCCGGUUCCGGCGUCGUUACCGAUACGUCACUCAACCCCCGUCCCCUUCGCUUUGCUGCUGCGCUAUGA